UUUGGCCUCGUUGGAAAUAUCCUCAACGCCGUCGUGCUGUCCAGCCCCAAGUUCAAGGACACGACCAGCUUUCUGCUGCUGAGCCUCUCGGUGGUCGACUUCUUCGUCUCGGCGACCCAUCUCGUUUUCAGAAUGCCCAACAUCCUUUUGUACUUUAACCCGAGGCUGUCGUACACCUUCUAUUGUUUUUACCUGGCCUACGUCUACAUGUGGAAUCAAAUCUUUUUGUUCGUUAGUAUAUUUUAUGUCUCCUUGGUGGCCGUCGAGCGCAUGAUAGCGGUCUGCUUCCCAUUUCACGUUGCGAGGUUGGUAACACGUUUCCGCGUGAGGGUCAUAACUGUUCUGGGGUUCAUCUUCUAUGCCGCGAUAAAUUCUCCUUUUCUGAAUAUGCUGUACACAUCGACUUAUCACGACGGAAAUAACGUGCCGUACACACGAGUAUCUUACACCGAUUUCUACUUGAAGCAUUGGGACCAACUGUUGUACUACAGACUGAUUGUUACGGCACUCUUUAUCUAUGCCCUUCCCAUGAUCCUAAUCAUCGGAAGCACAGUGAUGAUCACGAGCACGAUGGCUCUGAGUUGGAAGAAUCUCAAUAAACUCUCUAACACGAAUUCAUCUAAAAGGCUCAAAGAGAUGAAAUCCACCAAAACUGCUCUCUACGUUUGUCUUUCGAUGAUGAUCUUCAUCUUAAUCCCUUCGUCCAUCUUCGGUAUGCUGAGUUGGAUUAGAGAAGAUUUGUUCCCGACGUACAGAAAAAGAACCACAAUCAUCUACUAUGUGAUGACAAACGUGUUUCAAUUUAACUCUUUUGUCAACUUUAUUAUUUACGUCGCCACAAGUCCUAAAUUUUCCAGACAGUUUAAAUAUUUAUUU
Messenger RNA from Lymnaea stagnalis (great pond snail), 876 nucleotides. The record is from the annotation of a GenBank genome assembly. NCBI's taxonomy places the organism in Eukaryota, Metazoa, Mollusca, Gastropoda, Lymnaeidae.